Molecule: messenger RNA, 462 nt
Organism: Manis pentadactyla (Chinese pangolin)
Lineage: Eukaryota; Metazoa; Chordata; Mammalia; Pholidota; Manidae
Gene: RIIAD1
Product: regulatory subunit of type II PKA R-subunit domain containing 1
Exons: 5
Coding region: 16-303 (95 amino acids)
Source: RefSeq, a predicted model, not a curated record
GACGACCACGACAAAAUGGCGACUCUGCAGGGCGGGCUUCUGGGGCCCCUCCCGGACCCCGGGGCCCUGAGCCCCGCGCAGGUAGAGCAGCUGCGCAACUUAAAGAUUCAGACUCGGAUUGCUAAUGAAAAGUAUCUAAGGACGCACAGAGAAGUGGACUUGCUCAUAAGUGGUUUCCUCCGAGAAAUGUUUUUGAAGAGACCAGACAACAUCGAAGAAUUUGCUGCAGACUAUUUCACGGAUCCAAGACUUCCCAACAAGAUUCACAUGCAGCUAAUUAAGGAGAAGAAAGUAGCUAAUUAGCAAAAUCAUGAUGUUCAGCUGUUGAGAGAGACCAGAAAGAAUCCAGCCUCAGGGGUCAUCUGGAAACAAGAGAGCCUUGUUGCCGUCAGUGUGGGUUUCCAAGCUGCCUUGGGCUGUGUCUACUACUGUAAAGGCUUAUAAAGAUUCUCAUUAAAAACA